Cornus florida is the source of this 1006-nucleotide messenger RNA. Its product is annotated as inactive protein RESTRICTED TEV MOVEMENT 2-like. The record is from RefSeq and is a predicted model, not a curated record. Bases 117 to 974 code for a protein of 285 amino acids. The transcript is spliced from 2 exons. Lineage: Eukaryota; Viridiplantae; Streptophyta; Magnoliopsida; Cornales; Cornaceae.
UAUAUACUCAUAUAUGUAUAAAUACAGAAUACCUAACCAACAAUUUCAUCAAACAUUUCAAAGUUUUAUAAUUUGUUCAGAGAGAGAGAGGAAGAUCACAGCAAACAGGAACAGAAAUGGCAACGAGAACGCCUCGAACCAGUGGAACCGCACCGACCCGUCCUCCCCGCGCCAUGGGGCGGCCUGAAGUUUUUAAGCCCGUCUCAGAACGGAAAGAAGAAGAAGGAGCUGAUAUACUAGCUGUUUAUCUUCCCGGUUUUAUGAGUGAGCAAAUUAAGAUUUCAGUUGAAGGCCAGAAUACACUUAGGGUUACCGGGGAGCGCCUAGAUGGGGCGAACAAAUGGAGCCGUUUCCAGGAGGAUUAUCCCAUUCCUGAAAACUGCAACACGAGAGAUAUCCGUGCCAAUUUUGAGGGCGGAACUCUUGCCAUUACAAUGCCGAGGAAAAGCACCCCCCAGGUUAGCCCUAAAGUCGAAGCUCCAAGCCCUCCAGAGGCCACGAGCAAGCAAAUGCCUCAGAAGGGUCCUCAGGAAGACAUUCAAGCAAAACCUGAUAACGCCAAGCAAAGAGAUACCAACAUUGUCCAGCCUUCGAGCCCUCCAAAACCCGAGCCAAUGCCUCAAAACGGUUCUCCAAUAAAGCCUAAGAAGGGCCGAAAAACUGAGGAUGACAAGCAAAGAGAUACCAACAUUGUCCGGCCUUCGAACCCUCAAAAAUCUGCAACCGAGCCAAUGCCUCGACCGGUUCAAGAAGACAAUACCAUCCGUGACAACAAACGAACAGAUGGUAUAAAUAUUUUAGACGGUUGUGGUAAUAAACUGUAUAGUUAUAUACAGACAGUGAGAGGUCUUGCCAGAGGGCUGAGUGAAGACAGACAAUUGAUGGUGAAUAUGGGCAUCGCUGCUAUGGUGUUUCUGGCUCUUGGGGUUUCUAUCUCCUACAGUUUUGUGUACUCUGGGAAAGCCGAAGACUAGUUCUUCUAGUAGAUUUACAUUUCUUCUUACAA